UCAGUUGCCUUUAGAUGCCCAAUUCAUCUUAAGCAAGGAUGCACAGUUCAUAGGAACUGCAAUAUUAGGACAACUUUGGACCUGGGUGAUGACCUUUUCCGACCGUAUGGAUCAAUGGACUGACUUUGAUGAGUUAAAUAAUCUGAUGGACUACAGCAAGCACAAAAUCCUGGACUAUGUCAAAGAAAACUGGAGGGAUGAUGAUUUUUUUGGCUAUCAGUUUCUAAAUGGUGUUAAUCCCAUGUUGAUCAAAUGCAUCAAGGCCCUGCCUGACAACUUUCAGGUCACUGACGACAUGAUCUCCCAGUAUUGCAAUGUAAACUUGGACAACGAAAUAAAGAAAGGCAACAUAUUUUUGUGUGACUACAAGCUUUUGGAUGGAGUAGAAACACAUGAAAUCAAUGAAAAACAGCAAUACCUGGUGGCUCCACUCGUCCUGCUCUAUAAAACACCCAAGGAGAAGCUGGUGCCUAUUGCUAUUCAGCUACAGCAGAAGCCAGCAGCAGACAACCCGAUCUUUCUCCCUUCUGAUUCUCAGUAUGACUGGUUGUUGGCAAAAAUCUUUGUGAGAAGUGCAGAAUUUAACUUGCAUCAGCUCAACUUUCACCUGCUGCGCACUCACCUGCUGGCUGAGGUCUUCGCAGUGUCCCUGUUGCGCAACUUGCCCAUGGUGCAUCCUCUGUACAAGCUUCUUAUAGCCCACACUCGCUACACUCUGAAUGUUAAUGUCCUAGCUCGAAAUAACCUAAUAUCUGAGCAUGGUAUCUUCACUGAGUUUGCAGCUUCAGGUGGAGAUGGUAUGUUCCAAAUAAUGAAGAGAUCCCUGUCAUCACUGACAUACAAAUCCCUCUGUAUACAUGAUGAUAUUAAAGAGCGUGGGAUGGAGAACAUUCCAAACUUUUACUACAGAGAUGAUGGAUGCAGACUGUGGGACAUUUUACACAGCUUUGUCGAAGGAAUCCUGAAGCACUACUACAAGAAUGACAAAGAUGUUGAACAAGAUACUGAACUGCAAAACUGGAUAAGGGACAUUUAUCAACAUGGAUUCCAUAGCCGAGAAAAAUCAGGAAUCCCACAGAGAUUGAACAGUGUGUCUGAGCUGGUCAAGUUCGUCACCAUGGUGAUCUUCACUGGCUCGGUCCAGCAUUCUGCUGUGAACUCUGGACAGUUUGACUUUGGUGGCUGGAUGCCCAACAUGCCAAGCACCAUGCAGUGUCCCCCACCAACUGAAAAGGGGAAAGCAACUGAGGACAAAAUAAUGGCCGCACUACCAAACAAAUACACAACACGAAGAGCCAUCGACACAUUGUUUUUGCUGACUCAGACAUACAGUGACGCUGUCAAACUUGGUGAUUACCCAGAGGAACACUUCACUGAGGAGAAACCCCGUGAGCUGAUAAAGAAGUUCCAACAAGACCUGACAAAGCUGAGUGAAAAGAUCAAGGAGAGAAACAAGAACCUGCCUGUCCCAUAUGAAUACCUGGAUCCAGAAAAUGUGCAAAACAGUGUGACCAUUUGAG
Molecule: messenger RNA, 1520 nt
Organism: Fundulus heteroclitus (mummichog)
Lineage: Eukaryota; Metazoa; Chordata; Actinopteri; Cyprinodontiformes; Fundulidae
Product: hydroperoxide isomerase ALOXE3
Exons: 11
Coding region: 89-1519 (476 amino acids)
Biological process (GO): lipid oxidation; linoleic acid metabolic process
Molecular function (GO): oxidoreductase activity, acting on single donors with incorporation of molecular oxygen, incorporation of two atoms of oxygen; iron ion binding
Source: RefSeq, a predicted model, not a curated record